Molecule: messenger RNA, 806 nt
Organism: Folsomia candida
Lineage: Eukaryota; Metazoa; Arthropoda; Collembola; Entomobryomorpha; Isotomidae
Exons: 2
Coding region: 63-776 (237 amino acids)
Source: RefSeq, a predicted model, not a curated record
CCUUGCAACAAAUAUGUCAUAAAAAUUAUUCAAACUUGAAAUUUUAUAUAGAACUUAUAGAAAUGUUCUGGUCUAAUCGGAUUAAUUGUUAUUUUAUUUUUAUCAUUCUCAUUACACAUUUGUGUUUAAGUUUGAACCUUAAAUCUGAAAAUGGUGUUAUGGCUGAUCCUAAUAGUUGGAUUAGGCUCAGCACUAACAACAAUUAUGGCCAUAAACGAUGCUCUAAUUACUUCGUCGUUCGUCCAAAACUACGCCGUGACAAGAUUUGGAAUAGGAUACUCGAGAUGCCGCAGCCUCCCACUAAAUGUGACGGGAUGAAAAACAUUGCUCAAGACUUGACCUACAUUACUCUCGCAAUGUCCGGAUUUUCGGCAUAUGUUGGAUUCCUGAGUGAAAUCGGGAUUUCGAAAUUUGUCGACCUUUUUACCGGGGCAAUUAGUGGAAUCAAUUUUCCCGGCGUACUUCCCCCUUGGGUGGGCACGAUUUGGACCAUACUUUCCAAAAUAUUUAUUACAAUCCCGUUCGCCUCUGGAAUGAUGCCGGUGUCACUGAAUACUUUGAUAAUGGACGGAUUGGCUUUCUUCUUUAAAAAUAUGACCACCCUGAAUACAAUAGUUUUCUUGGUUUUGGACUCGAUCGAGUUCGCGUUAAGUAUUUUGUCCGCGUUUCCAAAAAUUAUGGAAGAGUUUUUGAACAUAGCGGGAAUUUUUGGGGUAGAGAGGAUGUUUAGUGAAGUACUGGAAAAUUAUGGAUGUAGUAAUAAGGGCGGAUUUUAAAGUGAAUAAAAUUGAUGAAGUUAAUUAAUA